AACAAUUUAGAAGAAAUUUUAAAUGAGGAACCUGCUGCCCGUGAAUACUUUGACCAACAGUGGCGCCAUCAUCUUGACAGGUGGAUGCUUCGCUAUAGAAAUGAAGGAGAUGGAACAAACAACAUCUCGGAAUCACAUUUCAAGGUUUUGAAGCACCAGUACUUCCCAGAAAGGCGAAAUCUUCGACUCGAUGAACUUGUCAUCGAGUUAUAUUCCAGUGUUGUUCCUUCAUUCCUGAUUAAGUUGCAAAUUAAAGGUCUGGAUUCAGAGAGAAGUGUUAAAGUUAUCAAAAAAGUCACAAGAGAUUUCGAAGAAAUGACACAAUUUAAAAAAGUCGAAUGCAUCAGUAUGCUUGAAGCUGUUCAGAAAGGUCUGAAAAAUGAUACACUUGAUCCCAACAUUGUUUACUCAACAUUAAAAAUAUUAUUGCAAAGAAAACAUUUGAUUUAA
Trichomonas vaginalis G3 is the source of this 450-nucleotide messenger RNA. RefSeq names its product MULE transposase domain-containing protein. Lineage: Eukaryota; Parabasalia; Trichomonadida; Trichomonadidae. The record is from RefSeq and is a predicted model, not a curated record. The transcript has a single exon. The annotation marks the transcript as partial.